AUGACUUCCCGAAAGGCCCAGAAGUUGAUGAAUCGGUUGCAUCUGACGAGAAAGGUUCACGCAUUAGCUGCUGGUCUUGACAAAGUGACUCCGAUGUUGAAGUUGUGUUCUGCCGAAGCAAUGCCAUCAGGAUGGACUACUCAACAUGACAAAGAGCUCAUAUCUGUUUGUGAUCAGCAUGGUAUCGAUAACAUCUCGGCAAAUAUCCUGAAGAAACCGGCGUUCCAGAAGAUUAUUCGACCUACGGAGAAAACGUUGCUGCGAAGGGUAAUCGAGGUGUGCACUACUGUAGAAACCGGUAAAUGGAAUGGAACAGCAAGCACUGAUAGCGUGGAUGAUAGCGACGCAGAAGAGCGGGUUCGUGCACAACAACAGGUCCGACGAGGUCGUAAGCGAGCAGUGGACACAGAUGCGCAGAAGAUGCGUGCAUUGAUGCAGCAAUCGAUGUUAUCCCAAAUGGGAGAUCUGCCUCUUGCUGCGGCCAUGCUGCAAUCUGCAAUGUUCAUGCCGCAACUCAUGGGCAACAACGCUGCUGCUGCACAGCUUCUUGGAUCAUUGUUUGCCAUGGCUGCAGGAGCAACUGGUACCACAGCUAGUUCGUCUGGAGCAGGUGGCUCGUUCAACAAUGCAGAAACGUUUAAGGCUGAACCAGCUGUGGUCACAACUGCUUCCCCAGCUCCUUCGACAUCUUCCGCCCCUGGACCAUCAAAUUCCCAGCAGCAGCAGCAGAUCUGUCGCGAUGGGCUCAGCUGGGCUGAUGACACUCAUCAUUCUAGCCAGCCUACCACCUGGUUGACAGGAGCUUUACUCCCUGCCUCGAAAUGGCCAACUUUGAGCAAAUUGGCCAUCUUGGUAGUUGGAAUGUCACAUCCUGAACGGCUUGGUGGUGAUCCUGUUGCCAUUGCAAGUGCCGCUGGAGCGGCUUCGUCAGCAGCAGCAAAAUCGUCCGACAAAGCAGCCAGCAGUAGCAGUGUUUUCGGAGGUGCUGCAAUGUCUGCUGGAUCGUCGAGCGCUGCAAGCGCUGCUCUGGCUGCCGAAGCCGCUACUAAACAACAACUGGAAGCGCUCCAAAUGCAGAUGCUGAUGCAGCAAACAUUGCUUCAACAAUCGUUACUUGGAUUCAAUCCAUACGCCCUAGCUGGUUCCACAUCUGGUACAAGUUCAGCUAACGCUAAG
Cooperia oncophora is the source of this 1176-nucleotide messenger RNA. The record is from the annotation of a GenBank genome assembly. Lineage: Eukaryota; Metazoa; Nematoda; Chromadorea; Rhabditida; Trichostrongylidae.